CUCCGCCCGGGAGCGGCGGCCUCUCUGGUGGCAGAGGAGUAGUGAGCUGCUCCGGGUGAGGCUGCAGCCAACUCUGCUCCCCGCGCACUCGGCUGUCCAGGCGCUCGGGACGCAGCAGCGGCGCUUCUCCGCGGGACUUACUUCCCGUGAUGCCGGCUUAGGAGAGUGCGGCAGCGGCCAGCAUCACCACACCCGUGGCACUACGCUCCGGGCCCAGAGUGGGGCCAGAGCCGCGCACUCCAGCUCCAGCCCCCACCCCGCCCCCCGCCCUGAAAUGACUUGUUAAUCAGCGACACUACCGAAGGGACUCACCGGAGUGGAAUCCAAGUGGCAUUUGGAUUUGGAGAAGAGUUUCUUGAACAUUUACCCCUUUCUUGUGUGUUGGGUUUUUUUGGGGUUUGUUUUUGUUUUUUUUGGUCUUUCUGUUUUUGCUUCUUUCUCUCUCCUCCGCCUGUCAUUGGAGAUGAACACAGAGCGUGUGCAUCCCAGAAAGUAGCCGCCGUGACUGUUGCCCCCAAAGAGACAAGCACACAUGUAGGAAUGACAAAGGCUUGCAAAGGAGAGAGCGAAGCUCGAUGCCCGGAGAAAUCCCCUCGAUAAUGGAUUACUAAAUGGGAGACAACCUGCACCAGCCUGUUCCAAGACCCGGCCGCCUGCACGUCGAUGCACCGAAAAGGGUGAAGUAGAGAAAUAAAGUCUCCCCGCUGAACUACUAUGAGGUCAGAAGCCUUGCUGCUAUAUUUCACACUGCUACACUUUGCUGGGGCUGGUUUCCCAGAAGAUUCUGAGCCAAUCAGUAUUUCGCAUGGCAACUAUACAAAACAGUAUCCGGUGUUUGUGGGCCACAAGCCAGGACGGAACACCACACAGAGGCACAGACUGGACAUUCAGAUGAUUCUGAUCAUGAAUAGAACCCUCUACGUUGCUGCUAGGGACCAUAUUUAUACUGUUGAUAUAGACACGUCACAUGCCGAAGAAAUUUAUUGUAGCAAAAAACUGACAUGGAAAUCUAGACAGGCUGAUGUAGACACAUGCAGAAUGAAGGGAAAACAUAAGGAUGAGUGUCACAACUUUAUUAAAGUUCUUCUAAAGAAAAAUGAUGAUACGUUGUUUGUCUGUGGAACUAAUGCCUUCAACCCUUCCUGCAGAAACUAUAAGAUGGACACUUUGGAACCUUUUGGGGAUGAAUUUAGUGGAAUGGCCAGAUGCCCUUAUGAUGCCAAACAUGCCAACGUUGCACUGUUUGCAGAUGGAAAGCUGUAUUCAGCCACAGUGACUGAUUUCCUCGCCAUCGAUGCAGUCAUUUACCGGAGUCUUGGAGACAGCCCAACCUUGCGGACCGUCAAGCAUGAUUCAAAAUGGUUGAAAGAGCCGUAUUUUGUCCAAGCGGUGGAUUAUGGAGACUACAUCUACUUCUUCUUUAGGGAAAUAGCAGUGGAGUACAACACCAUGGGAAAGGUAGUUUUCCCAAGAGUGGCUCAGGUUUGCAAGAAUGACAUGGGAGGGUCUCAAAGAGUCCUGGAGAAACAGUGGACAUCUUUUUUAAAGGCUCGCCUGAACUGCUCAGUUCCCGGAGACUCUCAUUUUUAUUUCAAUAUACUGCAGGCAGUUACAGAUGUGAUUCAUAUUAAUGGCCGUGAUGUUGUCCUGGCAACCUUUUCUACACCUUAUAACAGCAUCCCUGGGUCUGCAGUCUGUGCCUAUGACAUGCUUGACAUUGCCAGUGUGUUUACUGGGAGAUUCAAAGAACAAAAGUCUCCGGAUUCCACAUGGACACCAGUUCCUGAUGAACGAGUGCCUAAGCCCAGGCCAGGAUGCUGCGCUGGCUCAUCCUCCUUAGAAAAAUAUGCAACCUCCAAUGAGUUUCCUGAUGAUACUCUCAACUUCAUCAAGACGCAUCCGCUCAUGGAUGAGGCGGUGCCUUCCAUUAUCAACAGACCAUGGUUCUUGAGAACGAUGGUCAGAUACCGCCUGACCAAAAUUGCAGUGGACAUGGCUGCUGGGCCCUAUCAGAAUCACACUGUGGUUUUCCUGGGAUCAGAGAAGGGAAUCAUCUUGAAGUUCCUGGCGAGGAUAGGAAAUAGUGGUUUCUUAAAUGACAGCCUUUUCCUGGAGGAGAUGAGCAUUUAUAACCCUGAAAAGUGCAGUUAUGAUGGAGUAGAAGACAAGAGGAUUAUGGGCAUGCAGCUGGACAAAGCAAGCAGUUCUCUGUAUGUUGCGUUCUCCACCUGUGUGAUUAAGGUUCCCCUUGGCCGAUGUGAACGUCAUGGGAAAUGUAAAAAAACCUGCAUUGCCUCCAGAGAUCCAUAUUGUGGAUGGGUAAAGGAAGGAGGUUCCUGUGCCCAUCUGUCACCCAGCAGCAGACUGACUUUUGAACAGGACAUAGAACGCGGCAAUACAGAUGGUCUGGGAGACUGUCAUAAUUCAUUUGUGGCACUGAAUGGGCAUUCCAGUUCCCUCUUGCCUAGCACCACCACGUCAGACUCCACGGCUCAAGAGGGGUAUGAGUCUAGGGGAGGAAUGCUGGACUGGAAGGAUCUGCUCGAUUCACCUGACAGCACAGACCCACUGGGGGCAGUAUCUUCCCAUAAUCACCAAGACAAGAAGGGAGUGAUUCGGGAAAGUUACCUCAAAGGCCAUGAUCAGCUGGUUCCUGUCACCCUCUUGGCGAUUGCAGUCAUUCUGGCAUUUGUCAUGGGGGCCGUCUUCUCCGGUAUCAUUGUGUACUGCAUCUGUGAUCACCGGCGCAAGGAUGUGACCGUGGUGCAGCGUAAGGAGAAGGAGCUCACUCACUCUCGCCGGGACUCCAUGAGCAGUGUGACCAAGCUAAGUGGCCUCUUUGGAGAUACUCAGUCCAAAGAUCCAAAGCCAGAGGCCAUCCUCACGCCACUCAUGCACAACGGCAAGCUUGCCACUCCCAGCAACACGGCCAAGAUGCUCAUUAAGGCUGACCAGCACCACUUAGACCUGGCAGCCUUGCCAACGCCAGAGUCGACCCCAACACUGCAGCAAAAGCGGAAGCCCAGCCGCGGGAGCCGAGAAUGGGAGAGGAACCAGAACCUCAUCAAUGCCUGCACAAAGGACAUGCCCCCCAUGGCCUCCCCUGUGAUCCCCACAGACCUGCCCCUCCGGGCUUCCCCCAGUCACAUCCCCAGCGUGGUGGUCCUGCCCAUCACGCAGCAGGGCUACCAGCAUGAAUACGUGGACCAGCCCAAAAUGAGUGAGGUGGCCCAGAUGGCCCUGGAGGACCAGGCUGCCACGUUGGAGUAUAAGACUAUCAAAGAGCAUCUUAGCAGCAAGAGUCCCAACCAUGGGGUGAACCUCGUGGAGAGCCUGGACAGCCUGCCCCCCAAAGUCCCACAGCGGGAAGCCUCACUAGGCCCUCCAGGAGCCCCCCUGUCUCAGAAUGGCCUGAGCAAGCGGCUGGAAAUGCACCACUCCUCCUCCUACGGGGUUGACUAUAAGAGGAGCUACCCCACGAACUCGCUCACGAGAAGCCACCAGGCCACCACUCUCAAAAGAAACAAUACUAACUCCUCCAAUUCCUCACACCUUUCCAGAAACCAGAGCUUUGGCAGAGGAGACAACCCACCACCCGCCCCUCAGAGGGUGGACUCUAUCCAGGUGCACAGCUCCCAGCCAUCGGGCCAGGCGGUGACUGUUUCGAGGCAGCCCAGCCUCAAUGCCUACAACUCACUGACGCGGUCGGGGCUGAAGCGCACGCCCUCGCUAAAGCCGGACGUACCUCCCAAACCUUCCUUUGCUCCCCUUUCCACAUCCAUGAAGCCCAAUGAUGCGUGUACAUAAUCCCAGGGGGAGGGGCUCAGGUAUCGAACCAGCAGGAAAAGCGAGGCGUCUGCUCAGCUCCACAAGGUUCUCAACUGCCUCAGAAUACCCACCAGACGAAGAUGGCCAGAGGCAGAGCUGAGGAUGCUGGGUCCUCUUCUCUGGGACACAGGGAUACUCUUGAAAAAUGGGCCACGUGGUUUGGUGAAGGUUUGCAACUGCGGGACUCACCUCCAUUCUCUUCCUUCACUCUCCCUCACAGCCUACAACAGGUUGGACUCACAAAAGACUUAAAUUAUCAUCACAAACAUGAGCCAAAAGCACAUACCCACUCAUCCGCACACAAACACACACACACACACACACACACACCCCCCACAUGCAUACAAAACACACACACAGGUGAACAAGUAACUAUAACAUUUUGUCCAUAACUGCACGGGGCAUUGCCAAACCGGGCUAGCCUUCCAACCUGCAAAACACAAACACAUUUUUUAAAAAACAUCACGAAAAUUAAAAAGACAAAAAAAUUAAGAAAUCAUUGAUAAUUCUAACUCAGACUUUAACAAUGGCAGAAGUUUACUAUGUGCAGAUACUGUGAAAUGCCCACCAGUGUUACAGCUUUCUGUUAUAGCAGAUUAAUGCCAUGUUGGGCAACUAUGUCAUAGAUUUCUGCUCCUCCUCUCUUUUAAUGAAUAACGUGACCGUUAACGCAAGUAACUCUUUAUUUAUUGUUCACCUUUUUAUCCUUAAGGAAAGGACUCUUCCACAUACCAUCCUACGAACAGCUCUUCAGAAAGCCCAUUGAAAGUUAAACUAUUUAACGUGAAAUCCAUUAACUGGAAUAAUUAAGUUUUUUUAUUUUUACAAUAAAUUCACUGAGUAAAUAAGUUGGAGCUGGAAUUCUGAGCUUUGUGUUUGGACUGUCUGAUCUCUAGCUAAAGGAAAGAGUUAAGAGGGGGAUAUUUAUUUAAAUCCAUCAGUUAAUUUGCUGGUCAGGUCUCUGGCCUAUAACAUGCAAAAUAAUAAUAAUAAUAAUAAUUAGUUUAAAAGUCCUUCCAGAUCCUAACUUCUAAAGCAACCAGGAGAGAAACUUUUAGAAUGGCACAUCCUCCCUGUCCCGUUGCCACCAAUGUGGCUUUGUUGGUGGUUACUACUUUCUGUGAAGGCACCAGCUUGUGAUCCGCCAUCUCAUUUCACCUUGCAUGUGAGACUGCAGACAAAAUCAACAAAUGGUGUGAACUAAUUAAUAUGCUGGCUGCUACCUUACAUAAAUUAAUGGUUUGAUCACACGGGUUUUUCAUGGGGUUACAUCUGUGAAUAGCCUGUUUUCCACAUGUAAAUUUGUGCCUUACACCCAAGUUGUGUACACUUGUAAACUGUCGGUAUGAUAAACUUUUCCCCCUUUUGAAGUAAAUGCAAAUAUUUAUUUAACCCUCCUUCCCCCCACCUCCACUCCAGCCCUCUGGGAGAUUGGAGUCAAGCAGAUGGAAGAAGAAUGCAGUGGUGAUCAUUAUAAUCCCAUAGUCCAGGAAAGCUAGGCAGCACCACACCCUCCAAUUCACAUUUCCUUCUAGUUGUGCCAAGCUGAACUACCCUUUGGCCAUGCUGCUGCUGAGUAUGGAUCCCAGUGUUGUGGGUGGCAAACCCCUUCUUCCUCCAGAGAUCCCUGCUUCCCUUGUAUUCUCAGAUCAUUUCAAUAUGGUGAUAUCCUCAUUAGCAAGCAGGAAAGGGACUGGUGUCUCCAUCUUUAUUUCUGCUGUGUCCACUUGCUGGAGAACAUGUGUGCAGUUGGGCAGGCACCUGGGAGGGGUCUCUAAGCCAUGUGCUCUGAACACACAUGCAAUGCACACAAAGAAAUAACAUGGAAAUAGAUGCAGGCAGGCUGGCCCCUGCUGUGAUUAAUGAAUAACUCUUAAGUACAAAGCCAACCACAAUGGAUAUUUGCAAAACGUUGACUAGGGCAAAAGAUUUUUAGUUUGUUUUUUUUUUAAUUAUGCUUUUGUUGUUAUUGUUUGUAGAGGGUGGGGGGGGAGUGUGUUUUUCUCCCCUUGGUUUUCAUUUGCUCAAACAUACAGAAGAAAGAACUUUUGUUUAUUAUGACAAAAGAAUUGUCAACAUACUGUAAAACUUGAGCAUUGUUGUUGGUUGUUAUUGUUUUGUUAAACAGCUAAACUGUUUGGUGAUCUGUUGGUCUCUUUUAUUUCCAGUUUGAUCUUCUGGAUUUAGUUUUUCUUAAUAAAUAAAUAAAACUUGAACAAAAAAAAAGACUGACAAGGACAAUUUUGAGUUGGCUAGUGAGAAACUGGUGGUCGCCUUGAGUGUGUAGUAAGGGUGAGUACACCCUUGGUUUGAAGUAUCCAUUGCAAUUUUGUUGUUGUUGUUCAGGAUAGUGUUUUGUUGUUGUUGUUACUAUUACAUGUUUUGGGUUUUGUUUUGUUUUGUUUUAGUGGACUCAGUGGUCACAUCCUAUGUACUAUGUAGGUUGAAACAUGAAGUCUUUUUUUGAAGCUGAGAUCUUGUUUUUUCCCUUGAAUUUUCUCUAGAAAUGCAGACAUUAGGAAAGUUAUGGAUAUAUACACACACAUCACCCUGCUAUCUUCUCCCCAUGCUUGACUUCCUAGAGUAUUGAUGAUGCAGUGCCCACCAGCGGGCAGAGUUGAAAUGUGAUCCCAGUGUGUGUGGGCGUCACUGCCUCAACUGUGUUAAGUCAAUCUGAUCUGCGUCAAAAGUGACCUUCCUGUCCCACUGUGUCCCACAACCCAUCACUUGACGGUGUUAACCCUAAAAUGCCCACAUGUAUUGAGCAGGUCUUCUGCAGUUAAGUAUUUCCCCCUUUUUUUCCCCACUGUGUGUGGGGGUAGGGUCCAUAAACCUGAGUGUGCCUUUGCUUUCCACCCCUGCUAGCCACUGGUAGAUGCACCCAACUCAGAUUUAUAUUUGUUGUAAAGUUGUAAAAAUAUUGUGAUGUCACCAAUAUCCCUGCCAUCUCCACAUCCCCUAACAUCUGAUUCACGACUUAAUGUAUGUUAUAAAAAAAAAAAAAAAGGAAAAGAAAAGAAAAAAAAGGGGAAAAAAACAAGGAAAAGGCUCUUUAUUACUUGAAAGUAAUAAAACCAGACUGUUCUACAUUA
Molecule: messenger RNA, 6920 nt
Organism: Orycteropus afer afer
Lineage: Eukaryota; Metazoa; Chordata; Mammalia; Tubulidentata; Orycteropodidae
Source: RefSeq, a predicted model, not a curated record